This is a messenger RNA of Microthlaspi erraticum, 1236 nucleotides long. NCBI's taxonomy places the organism in Eukaryota, Viridiplantae, Streptophyta, Magnoliopsida, Brassicales, Brassicaceae. The record is from the annotation of a GenBank genome assembly.
AUGGCUUCAUCCUGUACAAUCAAUUUACCCUUAUGGGCGUUAAUCUUCUUCGCUCUAUCCCUUAAUCCCAUCGAAGCUCGUGGACCCGUCGGCAGGCUCAACGGAAAGUCGCCGCAGUGGACUGCUGCCGGCGGCAUAUGCGCUUCUUCUGUCCACAUAUAUGGUUACAAAUGCGAAGAACACGAUGUGGUGACUAAAGAUGGGUACAUAUUGAAUAUGCAAAGGAUACCGGAAGGACGAGCCAACACCAGCGGUGUGUCAAAGAGACAGCCUGUCCUCAUUCAACAUGGAAUUCUUGUCGAUGGAAUGUCGUGGCUGUUGAAUCCAGCGGAUCAAAAUCUGCCGUUGAUUUUAGCUGAUCAAGGAUUCGAUGUGUGGAUGGGGAACACAAGAGGGACUAGAUUCAGCAGAAGACACAAGUCCCUUAGCCCUAACCAACGGGCAUUCUGGGACUGGACGUGGGACGAGCUCGUGAGUUAUGAUCUGCCUGCAAUGUUUGACCAUAUCCACGGCCUAACAGGCCAAAAGAUGCACUACCUCGGACACUCCAUGGGGACUUUGAUAGGAUUUGCGUCGUUCUCGGAGAAGGGGUUGGUGGAUAAACUGCGGUCGGCGGCGAUGCUGAGUCCUGUUGCUUAUCUCAGCCACAUGACCACCGUCAUAGGCGACAUAGCCGCCAGAAGCUUCCUCGCUGAGGCAACCGCCAUUAUUGGAGUGGCAGAGUUUAACCCCAAGAGUGGACUAGUAGGGACUUUUAUUAAGGCUAUAUGCCUUAAAGCUGGGAUCGACUGUUAUGACUUACUCUCUGUUAUCACAGGCAAGAAUUGUUGCCUUAACGCAUCAACCAUUGAUCUCUUCCUCGCGAACGAACCUCAAUCUACUUCCACUAAGAACAUGAUCCACCUUUCUCAAACGGUAAGAGACAAGGUAUUAAGAAAAUACAACUACGGAAGUGGUAAGAGCAACAUGAAACAUUACGGCCAAGCGUUGCCGCCGGCUUACAACAUAUCGGCGAUCCCACACGACCUCCCGCUUUUCUUCAGCUACGGCGGUUUAGAUUGUCUGGCGGAUGUGACGGACGUCAAGUAUCUUAUCGACCAGUUUAAGUUUCACGACACCGAUAAAAUCACUGUGCAGUUUGUGAAAGAGUACGCUCAUGCUGAUUUCAUCAUGGGUGUUAAUGCCAAAGACGUUGUUUAUAACCAAGUUGCUACCUUUUUCAAACGACAAUCUUGA